AUGUUUCGUUUCGAACAUAAUCAACGUCCAAAUGUGAUUAUUUGUCGUGCAGCCGCUCCCGGAGGUUUGGGCGCAGCCGGGAAAGGCCUCGACUUUGAAAAAAAGGUCGUUGGUUCGAUCCCGCUCGCCGCAAACUCAAGGACAUCUUUUUUUGCUCAAUUCCAAUCAUUUUGUCACACCGCCACACGAACCUCUUGUGUGUAUAUACCGUUGGUUCCCCUUGUUUUAGGCAAUUUUUUUUUCACGUUGUUUUCAUGGGUAUAUUUCUUCCGAUUUGUCUUCUUUUUUUUCUAUGAUAAAUUUUUUGCAAUUCUUGGAGGGGAAUAAAGAAAAAGAAAAAAAAAAUUUAGACGGUUAUUCGACGGCCGACGUCGAAUAUCACUGGUGCGACGCGGUGACGCAAGUUUGCACGAAGUCCGUAAACACCGAGGCGAUCGAGUUGCCCAGCUACAAAUUCGCUCAAGUCUGUGUCGGGAGGACUAUGGCCACCACGGCUUCUGGUGAGAGUUUUUGAAUAAAAAGCCUUAUCUUUUUGGGAAGAAAAAGGAGCUCAAAAUGAGAUUUUCCUUUGACUUUUUGCGAGAAAGGAAAAAAAGGCUUGAAAAAUUAAAUUAAAUAUAUUUUUCUCUAUGAGCUUCUUUUUUUCAGAGAAAAUUACAGAAAUAAUAAAUUUGAGGAAAAGAUGCAUUUUUUUGGGAUUAAAUUGAUAUUUUUAGACGAAAUUUUUCGUUUGAAAAUGUUGUGAAAACCAAUUUUUUUCCAGAGAAAUUAUAUCCUAGGAUUACUGUAAUUCAGCUUGGUGCAUACACUUUCUAUUGCGGACAAUGCACAUCCUCACGACAAUUUUGUUUCUUUUUUGCUUUUUAUUCCGAAUUCGUGUAUUUUUUUGAUUUCUUUUUCAUUGAAAUACAUACAGUUUCCUAUCAAAAAAAUGGGAUAUUUUUGAUUUCGCACAGAUAUUCAACGCGACUACGUUUUUUUAUUGUGAUAAAAGAGCCACAGGUGUCAUGAAUCGUGAAACUAGUUUUGAUUGCAGAUUCAGAUGAUUUCUUAAUCGAAUUCCUGUUUUCAGGUUCCUACUCACGACUCAUUUUGAACUUUAUUUUCGACCGGGAAAGCGGCUUUUAUAUGCUCCAAAUCUUCUUGCCGGCUGGUCUCGUCGUUGUUAUUUCAUGGGUACUUUGAAUUAAUCAAAUUAUUGAUUAGUUUGGAAUUUUCAGGUAUCAUUUUGGAUCAGCCGCGACUCGGCUCCUUCUAGGACUAUUAUUGGUUAGUUUUUUUUUUCUGGGAUUUUAGAAGUGUUUAAAUUUUAUAGGCGCCAUUUUGAAAUGCGAUAUUACACAACUAUUCGUUGAUGGUAUUGAAUUGAAAAUUUUCGAAUGCUUAUUUUUAAUGGGCUUGAAAUGGGGAUGUCAUUUUUAAGUGUUUUUUUUUUCAAAAUUGGCAAUUUACUCUUUUUGAGCUGUCUAUAGGAACCACAGCAGAUCUUUAAUGAAAAUUGUUAUUUUUUAUAUUAUUGCGAAUUUUUAGGCGUUUUAUCAAAAAUCAGAUAGAUUUUCUUAUGUUUCCAAGUUUUUUUUUCUCCAGUCGAAUUUUGAAAAAGUCUGGAUUUGAAGAGCAAAUUUUUAGUACAAAAAUGGCUUUUUCUCGAAUUUCUAGCAGUUCUAUAACGGAAAAAUAGCUCGAUUUUUGGUUUUAGAGCAUUUUUUUCUUUAAUAGCAGCCGCUUUGAAAAGUUUUUUUCCAAAGAUUUUUUUAAAAUUUUUUUGACUUUCCUGAAAGAGCUGCUAUAACUUUACCAUUAGAAAAGUCUUCCUAUAACUUUUUUUUUCCUGGAAAUUUAAGAAAAUUUUGCUUCAAAUGGCUUUGAGAGACGAAAAUUUUGAGCUGCGAAAAUUGAGCCUAGCCAUAAAUUUUUCAGCCAAUGCGCAGCCAAUUUAGUUGAUACGGAGUUCUCCUAGUUAGUAAAAAGCCGCUGCGCAGCGAACUGUCAGUUUCAGCUUCUGCGUCUUGAUUUAUUUGUAUUUAGAUGAGUUUACUGUUUCUGAAAAAUGAUAAUUCAUGGAGUAAUCAAUCUUGCCGGAAAAGUUUAGUUUAAACAUUUUGCAAAUCUAAGCCAAACUAACAGUUUUUGCUCGAAUUCCGAAUACUUUUCCACGAAAAAAGUUGAUUAUCACCAUUUUCAAGGCGUCAUGACGGUCCUAACGGAAACCCACCUGAUGACCGGAACCAACCGACGUCUCCCACCUGUGGCCUACGUCAAGGCGGUCGACGUUUACCUCGGCUUUUGCUAUCUUCUCGUCGUCCUGGCCCUCAUCGAGUACGCCUGCGUCGCCUAUUCUAAAGCUAGUUUUUGACCAUUUUUUCAAGAUUCAUGUAGAAAAAUUGAAUUAAAACAGCUUCAAGUAUUCUGAAAAACUGAAAUAAAACCUGUCAUAAGCCAUUUCUCGACGGAAAACGCGCUCAAUGGAUAAUUGAUUUUUGUGCUUGAUUUUCGAGUUUCAUGUAAAAAAUUUGAGUUGGAGCAGCCGCAAAGAGUCUGAGGAGCCAAAAAAAACUUGUUCGAAGCCAUUUUUCGACGGAAAACGCGCUCCAUGGAUAACUGAUAAUUUUUCACUUUUUUCGAAGAUUUUCAAGUUUUAUUUGGAAAAUUUGUGUUAGAACAGCCUCAAAGAGUCUGAAAAGCCAAAAAAAAAAAAUUUUAAAUGGUCCAAAAAACCACCCUUGUGCGCUCCAUGGAUAAUUGAUCAUUUUUUUAAAGAUUUUUCUACUUGAUUUUCAAGUUUUUGUAGAAAAUUUGUGUUAGAACAGCCUCAAGUAGUCUAAAAAGCUAAAAAAAAAGUUCAUAAACCAUUUUUUGACGGAAAAUCCCUUUUUUUUUUGUCAUUUCCACACGUUUUUAGAGACCUAAGAGACCUCAGGCUUCAUGUCGUGAAAAAGCAUAAAAUGGCCCAAAAAAAUUAUAGCUCCAUGGAUAAUUAAAAAAACCAUUCUUUCAGCUUUUCAGUUGAGAAUAACUUAUUUCAAACUUCAUUUUGAAGCUUUUGCCGUGAAAUUUUUGAAAAAAAUCCUUUUUUAUAUUAGGUGCUUGAAAUUUGAGAUAAAAGAGUCUCGAAUAGUUUGAAAUGCCUAAAAAAAGGUCUUUAACUUUUUUUCUCAGGAAAUUUAUCUUCCCAUGCGUUUUUUUCCAGUCAUUCCAAGCUGGGCUUAUCGAGAAAAAGAAAAAAACUGGCAAAAAAAUUAUUCUUGUGCGCUCCAUGGACAAUUGAAGUUCGAUUUUUUUCAAUAUACACAUUUUUGAGUUCCAAUUCAUUAAUUUCGCUCUACAAAGGGCGUUUUUUUGAACAUAUAGCCGGGAUUUUUUUAUUUGGAGCAGUAUAAAUCUUUUUUUGUGGAAUUUUUUUGUUUUUAAACUUCUAUUUUUCUAAUUUAAUCAUAACAGAAGCCUCGAAAACCACGGAAAAAGGUAAGAAAAAGGCGGCUUUUUCGCUUCGCUUUCUUGUAUUUGAUUCGUAUUUUUCUGAUCGUUUUGUGAAGCUUCUUUUGAAAUUGAGAGGGUAUAGUCCGUCCGCCGCGACUUGACAGUUUUCGCGUGUCUGCGUCUCUCUGUUCCCUCACCGGUGAGGUCAGAGAAACAAGAAAGUAGCACGUGAACAUGAGAGGGUUGCCGAGAGAUAAGGAGGGCGCAGAGAAGUCUUCAAGUCGCGUGAAACGGACUAGUGCAGCAUUUUCGUUUCAAUAUCCCAGAACAUUCCAGAAAAAGAACGAGGACCGACGGCGGAAAGAGAAGAAGUUGGAGCACAAGCCGGCUCCGCCCACACCGGACCUCUUGCAUGGUGAGAUUACUGUUUUGAGAGAAGUAUUUCAGAAGUUUAAAUCUUCUUAAGUCGGUUGUAAAUCGCUACUGAAAAAAAAACAAAAGGAUUUUAAGUAGAUUUUCAGAAAAGCCAAAUUUUUAGUGGCUUUUGGCAAAUAGUUUUGAGUUUUCACACUUGUUUUUUAACUUAAAAUUGCCCAAAAUGCUUUAAUUUUUUUUGAAAUAUAGCUGGAACUUAGCAAUUUUGAACACCUUGAUGUCAACUGCAUGCCAUUUCUUCAAACUUUUUUUUAAAAGUCUUUUGAAUUUCAUUUCAUUUCAAGUCGACUUCGUGACGCCUCAAAAAGGCCACAUUCCACGUUUCCGAAAAAAAAAGUUUCUAUUAAAAAGUCUCACUAGGAAAAGUUUUUUCCCAACCCUUUACUUGUCAGACUCUUUCUACUGAGAAUCUCCAGAGUGGUCCCUGUAGGGCCUCUUUAAGGGCCCCCUCUAGGGACCACUUUACUGAUCCUUAUAGCUACCCUUAGAGCUUGCGAAAGUGGUCUCUAUAGGGGUUUCAGUUAGGGACGACUUUUUUGUCCCCUAUGUGGACUGUUUUUUCUCUUGACUUCUAUAGGGACCACUUUAGGAUUUCUAACCAGGGAACGUUUUUUUACCCCCGGUUGAACUUUUUGCUGAAACUUUGCUGAAGUGUACUUUAGGACUCCUUGAUUGCAGAUCAAGAAAACAACUUAUUGCAAUGGAUCUCGUUUUCGAGUUAUGGAGCUUCAAAGUCCACUAAAUAUCCGAAAAAAAGGGACAAAAAAGCGUAAUUGUUCUUUUGGGCUGUCCUAACUCGAAAACGAAUUUCAAUGCGAGAAGUUUUCUUCUUGUUCGGGAAUCAGGGGGUCUUAAAGCACACUUUAGCAAAGUUUCAUCAAAAGUUCAACGGGGGGCGGGGAGUAAAAAAACUUUCCCUAGUAAGAAAAAAAUUUGUCGCCGACGAUUUUUUUGAAAAAAACUGAUAAAGUAUAAGACUGUUUCAAACUGUGAAUGAUAAGUUAUGUUUGAAUAUUAUCAUUAUUGAUAGAUUUUUCGAUUAGCCAUGAGACUUUUCAGACGCCCGCCUCGCCGAAUGCACCUGCAACGUCGAGCCAAGCUCGAUAAUCGCCGUCGUUCAGCAGAAAAAGAACCGUUACUGUGUCCGCCAUUCACACAUUGAUAUCGCCAGCCGUGUCCUUUUCCCAACUGCCGUUCGUUUCUUUUAAGACAUUUUAUAACCCACUAGUGGCUUAUUUCAAAAUCCAAUUUCGGGCCUGAGUUCUAUUUAAUUGAGUUAAAAGAAAAAAUCUAAACCUAUAUGGUCUGGAAGAACAUUUCUCGAGCAAAAUAGGGAAAUAAUAUGUUCGGAAAGAAACUUGAUUUUUUUUUUUGGUUCACGUCAAGUUGAUAAGAAAUAGAAUCAAACUGGGUUGGUGUUUUUAAAAGUGAACAAAAACGACUUGAAAAAGAGAUUGUCAAUGAAUUUAUAAUGCAAGAGGUUCAAAAAAGCUUACAAGGGCUUUUCAAAUUCAACUAGAGGAAAAAAGCCCAUUCUCUGUUCCCUCACCAGCGAGGUCAAAAAAAAAAGAACUUGAAAAAACUCAAAAACGAACAGAAAGGCUUUUUUUUUUCGAAACUCAUGUGCUUUUUUGAUAAAAUUUACCUUUCAAGAGAACGCAUGCGUCUUUGAAAAGCAUGCGCUCCAUGGAUAAAUUUCCAAUUUUAAUCGGAAAAGCUCAAAUAAAUGACUUCUGUAUGCUCAACAAAUGAUGAGCCAAAAAAACCUCAAAAAUAUACACAAAGGCUAUUUUUUCGGAAAUCAUGCGCUCCAUGGAUAAAUUCUGCAUUUCAAGCGAAAAAGCUCAAAAAAAUGACUUCGGUGUAUUCAAUUACCUUUAGAUAGCCUUAAAAUUAGAUGAUCAUUGAAUUUUCAAGCAAUGGGUCCUGACAGGAUCGUUGAGAAUUACUGUAAAAUCGAGGGAAAAAAGAUUACUGUACAGAAAACUUCCAAAUUUCGACUUUUUUCAGAAAAAUUUCUUCAGUUCAAAAACAGAAAUGGACUAUUUUUCAGUUCAUCGUGUUCAAUAUCCUCUUCUGGAUCAUCCUCUUGGCCAAAGCGAAAAGAUUGCCUUACUACAGUGAGACCAACGUCAGCCGGUGCUGA
Molecule: messenger RNA, 6001 nt
Organism: Caenorhabditis auriculariae
Lineage: Eukaryota; Metazoa; Nematoda; Chromadorea; Rhabditida; Rhabditidae
Source: the annotation of a GenBank genome assembly